GGCCAGGCUGGGGUUCAGAUCGGCACAAGCUGCUGGGAGCUCUUCUGCCUCGAGCACGCCAUUCAACCAGACGGCCGGCUGCCGGAGGAUAACACGACCCUUCGGCCAGAGCAUUCCUUCUCCACCUUCUUCAGUGAUACAGGAAACGGCAAGUUUGUGCCUCGUGGCCUUUUCAUCGACCUCGAGCCAAGUGUGGUCGACGAGUUCCGGACCGGUGCCUAUCGCAGCCUCUUCCAUCCCGACCAACUGAUCACUGGCAAGGAGGAUGCGGCGAACAACUACGCUCGAGGCCACUAUACUGUGGGUCGUGAGAUCAUCGACUUGGUCAUGGACCGUAUCACCAAGCUGGCCGAGAAUUGCGAGGGACUGCAGGGCUUUCUGAUCUUUCACUCUUUCGGCGGAGGAACUGGAUCCGGCUUCACCUCCCUCCUCAUGGACAGACUGGCCAGGGACUUCGCCAAGCGCUCAAAGUUGGAAUUCUCAAUCUACCCGGCGCCGCAGAUCUCUACAGCCAUUGUGGAGCCCUACAAUGCAGUAAUGACGACGCAUUCAACCAUGGCACUGUCUCAAUGCUCCUUCAUGAUGGACAAUGAAGCAAUCUAUGAGCUCUGUUGCAAAAAACUAGGCAUUGACAGGCCGGUUUACUCGAACCUGAACCAACUGGUAGCACAGGUAGUCAGCUCCAUCACAGCCUCUCUCCGCUUCGGCGGCUCCCUCAAUGUGGACCUCAACGAGUUCCAAACAAACUUGGUUCCCUUUCCCAGAAUCCAUUUCCCGCUCACCACGUACGCACCGAUCAUCUCAGAGGACAAGGCGAUGCAUGAAUCGCUUUCAGUGAACGAGUUAACCAGCUCCUGUUUCACCAACGAUCAUCAGAUGGUGAAAUGCGACCCCAACAUGGGCAAAUACAUGUCCUGCUGCCUAUUGUUCCGCGGCGAUGUGGUGCCGAAAGAUGUGACCUCAUCUAUCGUCAAGAUCAAAGCAAAGCAACACAUUCAAUUCGUUGACUGGUGCCCAACCGGCUUCAAAGUUGGCAUCAAUCACCAGCCCCCGACAGCGGUUAAGGGCUCUCACUUUGCCAAGGUGCAGAGGGCCGUCUGUAUGCUGAGCAACACGACAGCGAUCAAGGACGCCUGGGUCCGUCUCGACCACAAGUUCGACCUUCUCUACUCCAAACGAGCAUUCGUCCAUUGGUACGUAGGGGAGGGCAUGGAGGAGGCGGAGUUCCAGGAGGCUAGAGAUAAUCUCUUCAUGCUGGAGAAGGACUACGAGGAGAUAGCCAGUGACACCAAUGCCCAAGAGGAGGCCGAUGACAACGAGUUCUAG
Protopolystoma xenopodis is the source of this 1326-nucleotide messenger RNA. NCBI's taxonomy places the organism in Eukaryota, Metazoa, Platyhelminthes, Monogenea, Polystomatidea, Polystomatidae. The record is from the annotation of a GenBank genome assembly.